CCAAGUUCAGUGCUUAAUCAAGUAAUCUAAAAAUGGAACUUAAAUUUUUUCUUUAAUUGAAAACAUACUACAUGUUGAUAAGAACAUGCCCAACAUCAAUUAAUUUAGUGCUUUAUUUGAUUAAAAACUCAAGGAUUCACAAGUUGUCCUUUCUUUUCCUUUUUCUCUCUUUUUUUUUUCCCUAUUUUUCCUAAACACAUACACAUUUGUGCAAGCAAAUGGUAGGGUAUUAUGUUUUGCACUAAACAAGGCAAACCAUGUGAAAUAUUGCCAAUUUCUUCACCUGCUAUGUUUUCAUUCCUUCUUCUUACUUUUCUACUUAUCCAUAAUUGACAAAAAUUCUACACACACACACACACAUAUAUAUAUGAGCACAAACCCACAUACAACACUCACUCACUCAACUCAAAGUACCAUAACAAGUCCUUUCAAAUCCAGUUCAAAAGGCAAUUCAAAACAGGGGAUCUUUCUUUGUUGUAAAGCAUAGAGAUAUGGGAAUUCAUUUGACAGGAAUAGCAAAUGCAAAGCAAAAGUUACAAAGAACAUUCUCAGGGAAAUACGGGAUUGGAUCGGCGGUGACGACGAAUAAUGUUCCUAAAGGACAUUUUGCAGUUUAUGUAGGAGAAACACAGAAGAAGAGGUUUGUAGUUCCAAUAUGGUACCUGAAUCAUCCAUUGUUUAAGGAUUUGUUAAACCUUGCGGAAGAGGAAUUUGGAUUCGAUCAUCCAAUGGGUGGACUUACGAUUCCUUGCACCGAAGAUUACUUCAUCAGCUUAACUUCAGCCCUGAAUUGUUCAUAAACCCAUUUGGAAUUUCCAUUUUUCUUCUUCUUCUUCUUCUUCUUCAUCAUUUGCCCUAAUUUUAACAUUUUCUUGCUUCCAUUUUUUUUUUCUUGUUAGAGAAUUUGAAAUCAAGAGAUUCAAACUAAAGUUUGUCUCUGUGAAUUUUGUAUCAUUAUUGAUUGUUCUUCCUAAUCAUUACUAUUACUAUUAUUAUUAUUAUUACCCCUUUAAA
Molecule: messenger RNA, 1014 nt
Organism: Cucumis sativus (cucumber)
Lineage: Eukaryota; Viridiplantae; Streptophyta; Magnoliopsida; Cucurbitales; Cucurbitaceae
Product: auxin-responsive protein SAUR21
Exons: 1
Coding region: 492-800 (102 amino acids)
Biological process (GO): response to auxin
Source: RefSeq, a predicted model, not a curated record